Molecule: messenger RNA, 2065 nt
Organism: Eriocheir sinensis (Chinese mitten crab)
Lineage: Eukaryota; Metazoa; Arthropoda; Malacostraca; Decapoda; Varunidae
Gene: UGP
Product: UTP--glucose-1-phosphate uridylyltransferase-like
Exons: 12
Coding region: 187-1659 (490 amino acids)
Biological process (GO): glycogen metabolic process; UDP-alpha-D-glucose metabolic process
Cellular component (GO): cytoplasm
Molecular function (GO): UTP:glucose-1-phosphate uridylyltransferase activity
Source: RefSeq, a predicted model, not a curated record
UGUACGUGAGACUGUCCCCUCUUACUCUCCUCCUCCUCCCUUUCUGCUCCCCUCAUCUCAGCAUCCUUCUCCUCCUCUUCAUUUUUGUCUAUGAUCGUCGCUCAGGGUUCUUGCACACCUUCGCCGCUCUAAUUGCUCCUCUCCUCCCUGCGUGUUCAGGUGUUCGGGCACCAACGCUCCCCCUCAAUGGAGUUCAAGGAGCUCACCAAGAAGGAUGCUCAGGUCCAGCUCACUCAUGAACUACAGAAGCUCAGUGUCACGUGUCCGCAGCCCCUCAGGGAGACCAUUCAGCAAGACUUUGAUGGGUUCGAGAAGCUCUUUGGCCGCUUCAUCAAUGAGUCCGGGCCUUCCGUUGAGUGGGACAGGAUCCAGAGACUCCCAGAUUCUGCUGUGAUCAAAUACUCCGAGCUCACGCAACCAGGGGGAUCCCUCACCAAGGACCUCCUCGACAAACUGGUGGUGGUGAAGCUCAAUGGUGGCCUGGGGACCUCCAUGGGGUGUCAGGGGCCCAAGUCCAUCAUCCCUGUGAGAUCUGAACUGACCUUCCUUGACCUGACUGUCCAGCAGAUUGAGCACCUGAACAAGACCUACGGCAGCAGCGUUCCUCUGGUGCUGAUGAACUCCUUCAACACCGAGGAAGACACCCAGAAAGUCGUCCGCAAGUAUCAGGGUUUCCAGGUUAAGACAUACACCUUCAACCAGUCCCGGUACCCUCGCAUCAACAAGGAAUCUCUCAUGCCCAUCGCCAAGACCUCAGGACCCGACACUGAUCUCGAGGCGUGGUAUCCUCCCGGUCACGGCGAUUUCUACCUGUCCUUCAAGAACUCUGGGCUCCUACAAGAAUUCAUCAACCAGGGAAAGGAGUAUGUGUUCAUCAGCAACAUUGACAACCUUGGGGCCACAGUGGACCUUGGUAUCCUGAGCUUCCUGCUGGCCGGGGAGAACUCUGGCAAGUGUGAGUUCCUGAUGGAGGUGACGGACAAGACUCGGGCUGACGUUAAGGGAGGUACGCUGAUUCAGUACGAGGACAAGCUCAGACUGCUUGAGAUCGCGCAGGUGCCCAAGGAACACGUAGAUGAUUUCAAGUCCGUCAAGACCUUCAAGAUCUUCAACACCAAUAACCUGUGGAUCAAGCUGAGUGCGGUGAACCAGGUGUUGGAGGAGGGCACGAUCGACAUGGAGGUGAUCAUCAACCACAAACACCUCGACAAUGGCCUCAACAUCAUCCAGCUGGAGCAAGCCGUCGGUGCUGCUGUCAAGUCCUUCAACGGGGCCGUGGGUCUCAAUGUGCCCCGAUCAAGGUUCUUGCCAGUGAAGAAGACCGAUGACCUCCUGCUGGUGAUGAGUAACCUGUACCGCCUGCAGCAGGGCACCCUCGUCAUGUCCCCCUUGCGCAUGUUUGAGACCACCCCUCUCGUCAAGCUUGGCCCUAACCACUUCGGCCGCGUCAAGGAAUUCCUGCGUCGGUUUGCCUCCAUCCCAGACAUGCUGGAGCUGGACCACCUCACAGUGUCCGGAGACGUCACCUUCGGGAAGGGUGUCAGUCUCAAGGGAACGGUAAUCAUCAUCGCCAACCACGGUGACCGGAUAGACAUCCCGCCCGGCGCCAUCCUUGAGAACAAGAUCGUGUCCGGCAACCUUAGGAUCCUUGACCACUAGACAGAGUUAGAUCCUCCUUCCGUCUUAUCCAAUCCUGCCUCCCACUCACCAUUAUCCCAUCCCCCACCAGAACCCUGAGAUCGUUAGUCGAGGUAUGUUAAGUAGUUACACCUGUAGAUUGUUGAGUAUGUCAGAGUAUAUGCAGAGUCUGUUUGUGAGAUGAGAUUAUAUGUUUUUUUUGUUGACGAGCCACUGCACAAUAUCCUUCCUUUCACUGCCUCCACCUUUCUGCCGAAUUGGGAACACACAUCUUUAAGUGCCAAAAAGGUUUAUGAGAUGAUCCUGAGUUCAAGUUUCUGCGUGAAGUGUUUCCUCUAGUCAAGCAGUCAGCCUGUUAUAUAUUUCUAGCUCCAGCAUGGUGUACAGCUUGUAGAGGAAUCUGAAAAUAAUAAAACUGUUGCAAGUU